GAGGGGCCAGUGUUGGAAAGAAGAAAGAUGGCAGCUCUGUGAGGAAGUGCACAUGUGGCGUCACAGACACAAAAAACACUUUAUAUCUUUAUGUUGAAAUAGUUUAACCUUUUUCAAACCAACAACACUUUCCGCUGUGACUAAGAUUAUCUCUACGAAGAAGCGAAAAUGCAACACGACGACGUUAUCUGGGACAUUAUUGGAAACAAACAGUUCUGCUCCCACAAAGUCAAGACGAAGAGUCAGAACUUCUGUCGUAAUGAAUACAACGUCACGGGGUUGUGUAACCGCUCGGCCUGUCCGCUCGCCAACAGUCAGUAUGCCACCAUCAGAGAGGAGAAAGGUCAGUGUUUCCUCUACAUGAAGGUGAUUGAGAGAGCGGCUUUCCCUGCCAGAAUGUGGGAGAAGGUGAAGCUCAGUAAGAACUAUGAGAAAGCUCUGGAACAGAUAGACGAGAAUCUGAUUUACUGGCCUCGAUUCCUGCGACACAAAUGUAAACAGAGAUUCACCAAAAUCACCCAGUAUCUGAUCCGUAUGCGCAAACUGGUCCUCAAGAGACAGAGGAAGUUGGUCCCUCUGAGCAGGAAGGUGGAGCAGCGGGAGAAGAGGAAAGAGGAGAAAGCUCUGAUAGCUGCUCAGCUGGACAACGCCAUCGAGAAGGAGUUGCUGGAGAGACUCAAACAGGGAACGUACGGUGACAUCUACAACUUCCCCGUCCACGCCUUCGACAAAGCUCUGGAUCAGCAGAAUGAAGAGAGCGAGUCAGAGUCCGAGUCUGAGGAGGAGGAAGAGGACGAGGAUGUUGGGAAGAGAGAGUUUGUGGCAGAAGAAGAAGUGGAGGAGAGUGACCUGAGCGACUUUGAGGACAUGAACAAGCUGAGGACGAGCAGCGACGAGGAGGAAGAGGAUGAGUCGAGUGACGAAGAUGAGGAGGAGGAGAUGGAAGCGGAGACCAAGGCCUCCAAGAUAAAAGGCAAAUCUCCGGCCAACGGCGCAGUGGCGAGGAAGAAGCGGGCUUACGUGGAGAUCGAGUACGAGCAGGAGACGGAGCCUCAAUCCAAGAACAGAGCGACGUAACGACGGCGUCAAUUUAUAGCACAGACUCAGCGGAGGACUUGCUCCUGUACGUACCACCAACACACUCACAGGAAAGAAACACUGACCCUCAGGUCGCUCUGUUCAUGUUUGGAGAGACACGUUGCGUUUUCUUCUUUCUUCCAUGAGCGUUGUCGUUCGCUCAGAUCCUGGAACCAGCGUCCACUCAGAAUGAGAUUUGACCCAAAAAUGCUUUUUAACUUGGUUUCUUUUCCUUUGGAUCUGAAUAAUUAAAUGACAAAAUGUUUGAAGUCGCAAGAACACAAUGGAAGCAAGACUCGUGUUUCAAUAUAACAAUAUUAAUAAUUUCAUUAUUAUAAUAAUAAAAUCUUAAUGGACGUUUUAUUUCCUUGCAGCUGUUUUGCCGUUUCUGAUUAUCACGUUUUUUGCUCAGUUUGAUUCCAAAUAUUUUUGUCCUUUUUAUUAAAAUGAUCUUCCUGGAAAAUGCGGUGAUGAGACCACAGGGACUCGAACAAGGGUUUAUUUCUGUUCUUGAUUCUGAACUGCUUGCCUAACACAGUUAUAUGAUGAACUUGUAAGUUAAUCCUAACAGUAUACACUCUAUGUUCCUGUUAAAUCUAAAUACGUAUCCGUCUGCAAUGUUUAGGCCAAAGACACAGAAAACAGACCUUAAAUAAGUCCAAGUGUGUGGACAGUCUCUGUGCCUCAGUAGCAGUACUUCAGAACACCACCAGUGGGCAGUUUCAGCCUGUGGUUAAUCUACAACUACACAGUAGUUUAUGUUCAUGUUUAUUUUGGUUUGUUUUUUAUGACAGAUUCCUGGAAACAUUCUCAAGAACAAACUGUGAGCACAAAGGUUACACAACUCUGUGCAACUGCUUUAAUAAAUUAAAUAUGAAUUAUAGAGAA
This is a messenger RNA of Solea senegalensis (Senegalese sole), 1965 nucleotides long. RefSeq names its product protein MAK16 homolog. Gene Ontology annotation, biological process: maturation of 5.8S rRNA; maturation of LSU-rRNA. The record is from RefSeq and is a predicted model, not a curated record. NCBI's taxonomy places the organism in Eukaryota, Metazoa, Chordata, Actinopteri, Pleuronectiformes, Soleidae. Gene Ontology annotation, cellular component: nucleolus; preribosome, large subunit precursor. The coding region runs from base 169 to 1077 and encodes 302 amino acids. The transcript is spliced from 10 exons.